AUGAACCUACAUAACAAGAUCGAUAAAGCAAUCAAGAAACAUCGGAGUGUUCGAAAAGCAUUGAGAAAAUCCAAAGUUUGCUCAAUCGCUUUGACCCAACUCCAGCGGGUUGAUGGAACGAUCGCCGCUUCAAAAGAAGAUGUUGCAAAUACGGUCCAAAAAUUCUACAACUCUUUGUAUGCUGCACAACAAAGCUCUCCGGCAAUCAUCGCGCCAUCCCAAGAUGACCUUCCGUCUAUUUUGCCGAGCGAGAUUCGUACUGCUUUGCGCAAAGCAAAACGAGGGAAAGCCCCUGGACCUGACUUCAUAACGCUGGAGAUGCUCCUAGCUGCCGAAGAAAAUGCAGUCCCGAUUCUUGCGAGUAUCUACAACGAAUGUCUCAAAAACGAGAGAACUCCGACUUCGAUGUCAGACUCAAUAGUCCGCCUACUUCACAAGAAAGGGAGCUGCCUUGACAUCGGAAACUACCGACCUGUAGCCUUGAUGUCGACUAUCCACAAAAUCUUUACCCCCAUCCUAAGAAGACGGGCAGAACGGUCUCUGGAAGAAGCACAACCUAUCGAACAAACGGGAUUCCGACCUGGAUACUCGACCUCAGAAAACACACUGGUCGUCUCCGAAAUGAUCCAGAAGUCACACGAAUAUCGCUUCCCAUUAUUUUUGAUGUUAAUCGAUUAUAAGAAGGCGUUCGAUAGCGUGGAAUUCGGAUCCCUUUGGACGGCUCUAAGCGAAUUUGGCGUUCAUUCGAAAAUAGUUAACACGCUCAAGAACAUCUACGGCGAAGCGAAAGUGUCUGUCCGAAUCCGCGGGCACGACGUCCCAGUACAAAUUGGAAGAGGCAUGCGGCAAGGCGACACUAUUUCGCCCAACCUUUUCAACGCUACUCUUGAGCAUGUAUUUCGAAGACUCGACUGGAGUGAACAUGGGAUCUCCGUUAACGGGACGCCUCUCACACACCUACGGUUUGCUGACGACAUCGUUUUGUUCGCUUCAAGUUCGAAGAAAUUAGAAGAAAUGGCAAACCAACUAGCCACUGAGAGCAAGAAAUCUGGCUUGAUCAUCAAUUUCUCGAAAACGUAUAUUAUGUCAAACCGAGCGAAGAGAAGAGUGGAAGUAGACGGAAAAGAAGUAUCAUAUGUUGACCAGUUCACAUGUCUCGGAACGCAUCUUCAUUUCGCGGAAGGUUUCAAAACGGAACUACUCCGCAGAAUCCAAUCUGCAUGGGCAGUUUUUCCACAAGUUUUUCUAUAUAUCUGACGAAGAAAAACAACACCUCUCAAGAACAAAGUCAAAAUAUAUCAAGCUUGUAUAGAACCUGCGCUCUUAUACGGAUCAGAAGUCUGGACCCUCAAGAAAACAGAGAUGAACAUGUUAGCCACAGCGCAGAGGAAGAUGAUGAGAAGAAUGCUUGGUGUGACUUUAAUGGAUAGAAGAUCAAACAGUUGGAUCCACGAAAGGUUGAAGAUGCGUGAUGCUCGAAUGGUUGCAACAAGAAGAAAAUGGUUCUUCGCAAAGAAAAUCGUGACGGGAGAAGAAACGUGGGCAAAGAAGAUCGUAGAAUGGCGGCCCUGGGAGAAGAAAAGUGUUGGACGACCACGAGUACGUUGGCGAGAUGACUUCCGAAGCGUUCUUGGGGAGAAUUGGUCGACUGUUGCGCGCAACAACAAGGAGCUCUUCAAAUCUACCAUGAUUCAGCAGAGCCUUUUUGAUUUCUCUGAUGUCUGAAUAAAUUGAUUGAUUGAAAUUGACUUUUAGUUUUUUUCAUGACUUCUUCCAAAAACUUUUCUGACGUCUCAGGAUAAUAGUAAAGAAUAUUUCACAAGAAAGGUCAUUUUUCUUUUAAGUUGUAUGUUUUGUGAAACUAUGCUGCUGGCUGAACUUCCUAGACGUCCUUUCUUUAAAAGCAGGUAUUUUUUGCAAGUUGGGUCUUCUAGUUUCCUCAUGUGGUGAUCAAAGAUUUUUCUGGCCAAUUUUCAAGUAGCUUCCAACCUGGAAGGAAAAUAACUUCCGUUGUGAGUAACAUACAUUUUUUCAGGUUUUCAAUCUUGACGAUCAUAUCGAGGAGCUCUGCGCAGACCUCUCUACCCAGAAGAAACACGGCAUCAUCCACGGCUCAGGCGCUGGUUCUUGAUUCCGGUCGGAGCUUGCAUUUCAAAACGUUUCAGCUCCCUUCGGAACUCUGCGUUUUUCUCAUGGAGAGGGACACGUUUUGUACGUGGCUGAACGCAUGAACAAGUGUUCUCAGUACUUCGACGCCGAUUUAGAGUGGGCCAACGACACUAAAGUCUUCGAAAGUAAAGUGGUAACUGUUUUGCAAACAGAAACGCCUCACUACUUCUUCUCUUCAGGGGAAGAAGUACGAGCUCCGAGAUUCUUGGGGAGAACAAAACCAAGAAGUCGUCCGGCCGAUGAUCUGUAUCGUCGAUGUUUCCAGCGGCACCGUCAUGGCGCUCGACCAAAUCCCAGCCAACAUUUCACCCUCCUACGUAAUACAAGAUUUUCACCUAAUGAAUGAGAUUAUCAUUUCACAGGCGAUCUGGGCUCCCGAAGAUAAGGGAAUAGUUUUCUUUGGUUUGACAUCGGAUGAGACUCCGAGACUCGGAAAGAUCUACUGUAACAAUAGAAAGUAGGUUUUUUUUUUAAUCUCACAGACUUUUUUUCAGUUAAGCUCAAAAACGGUAAUUUAUGGAUCUUCGCUUUUCCAAAUUCAUUUUUGAAUAGUUUAGAAGUUGUUGUUGUAAGAUGUUUGAAAAAAUGUGUAAAACCGCCAUAUUUUUUCGAUAAUUUCAGAGGGGCUCUCUAUUAUUACGAUCUGGAAUCCGCUCAGCUCUCGCUGAUCGGCACCAGCGAAACCGCCGUCGAAUCUCCGAGUUUCUCCCCCGACGGCAAAACUUUGAUCUUUUUCCAGCGUAAACCCGACGCUCCACACAACGCGACUCUUGAUAUGAUGGCGGUUUGCAUGUGAUAAAGAAGAGUUAUUGAACGAUCGCCAUAGAUUGGAUGGCCCUUCGAGAAUGAAGAACCACGAGUCGUCGUGCCAAUCAUCAAACCGUACGGGAAGCAAGGAGAAUUCCAAGGUCUCAACUCCGUUCAGGUGAGAGAAGUCACUCUAUAUCGCAUAAUUCGCCUUUUUCAAGCUAGUGAACUAUGAAAAAGCCUUUCGUGGAGACUUUGUUUCAUUAUAGAAUAACGAAUAAGUUUAUUGAUGAAAAAUAUAUUCCUCAUUCGUGUGUAAGAAACGGCGCCAAAUUUUUUUUUCAAUGAAACAGACAGUUUGAAAUAUUUUUAUUCUAAAAGGCUUAUUUCCAAUUUACCAACCAAAUAUAUCCAAGGAGUUUGAGGCAUGUCCUCCAGCCAGAUUUAAGGAUAUUUUGCCCUCUUUUUUGCUUAGUUCAGUUUAGUGAACUUUUCCAAGAAGAGUGAGGCCGAAAACCUAGGAAAAGAGAAGCUUAGUUUUGAAGUUCAAAAGAAAUAGGAAUAUUCCUGAAAAAAAAAGUUUCUAGCUAGAAUCAUCUCAUUUUUAGUUGGCUCAAAGAAGUUGGUCCGCGGACUCUGAACGCGUCAUUCUUUCCAUCGGGUGGAGAAGCAAGCUGGUUUUUCAUCUCAUUCAACCAAAAACUUCGCAAUAUUUUCAGGAGUUGGUGGCUGUGAACGUUGCCACUGGCGACAUCGAAAAGCUGACCAAUCAUGGUGAUAGAAUAUUCGAUUUCUCUGUAACUUCAUUCUGCAGUUCAAUGCCACGGUUCUUGGCAGCUUCUAGACGUUUUUGAAGACGAGGUUCUCGCGAUCGUCUCCGCGCCAAACCGACCUCCGAACGUGCUUUUGGGUCGGCUUCCUGCUGAAAACGCGGCUGACUCUGUCUGUCUUUUGCCCUUUUUUGGAAACAUUUUGCGAUUUCAGCUUGUAUGGACAAGAAUCGACGACGCUAGCGCCAUCAACAAACGACAACAUUUGAUCAAUUAUUCUUGGAGUUUUGUUGGGUUGAAUAGAGGUGAAAUUACUCUAGGGGGCACAGUUUUAUCUUUGUCCUCACCGCUCAGAUGGCUUCGAAUACGAAGCGAUCUUGGUGACGCCCAACGAGGGCAACGACCUUCCUCUUGUGGUUCUUCCUCACGGCGGACCUCAUGGAGCAUCGAUCGCUUGGUUCGUUCAGCUUCAACAUUUUGACUCUUUUGAAAUAGAAGAAAUAACACGGAGUGAUUUGGCUAUUAAAAAUUGACGACUCGAAAUUUUCCCAUUGUCAGAGUUUUCCGAUUGCAUUAAAUGCAUUAAUUGCAAAAGUUGGUUUUUUUUUUAAGAAUCUGAUCCUGAGGCGCAAUAAUUUGAUGAACUGCAGUAGGGUAACCGAGAGAACCAAAAAGAAGGAAAUGGUAGAAAAAUGGUAAGAAAAGGAGAUUUAUGACCAGGGGUGGGAGGAAGAAGUGCGAUAUAUAAGAUUAGGAAUGAUUUUAUGAAAAAAAUUUUCCUUGAAUAAUAUGAUCUAGAGAAAAAAGAUUUUUUUCAGCUGGCCACGGCGCGAUAUGACAACGCUACUGAACUCGGGAUUUGCAGUGUUGCAGGUGAAUUACCGCGGAUCCAUGGGAUUCGGCGACGAUUUUGUCCGAUCGCUUCCAGGGAACGUCGGGGACUCGGAUGUGAAAGAUGUCCAUGUGAGGUCGAGAAGAGCCUCCAGAAACCGUUUAGAGUUUUCCAGCACGCCGUCGAAACUGUCCUGGAGAGCGAGAAACGGCUCAACAAAGACAAAGUUGUUCUUUUCGGCGGAUCUCAUGGCGGCUUCCUCGUUUCCCAUCUUGUCGGACAAUACCCAGUCAGUUACCCCCAUGAUGAAAGAAGCUGAGUGAUUCCCAGGGGUUCUACAAAUCGUGUGCGGCUUUGAACCCUGUUGUCAACAUUCUGUCCAUGUUCGACAUUACGGAUAUUCCCGAAUGGCACGUGCUACUCCAAAGGCUCCCAUUGAGAACAAGUGUGUUUGAGGUGCUUCGCUGAAGGGUUUGGAGCCUAUCCGGAUUGGCAGAAAGGUCUCACAUCGGAACAGCGAGAGAAACUCUACGAUUCUUCGCCGAUUGCUCAUGUUAACCAGGUGUGAUCAUUUCGAAAAUUUUUCCUAUUUCAUAUAUUCAUAAAUAGGGUGAAGAGAGAUGAUGAUGCACAUAUCAUAUAAAGACAGCUCUUUUUCCAGGGAACGAAAAAGCUAAAAAUAAAUUCAGUCUUCCACCGGUAGAUUGAAGACAUUCACAAAAAGUUUUUUUUGAAGAAAUAUCUAAAAAAUAGAUUCUGCAUACAUAGUGAUUUAAAGGUUUCCACGCCGUACCUGCUUCUCAUUGGAGAAAAAGACCUUCGCGUCGUCCCACAUUAUCGUGGCUUUUAUACGAAAUUUGAAGGCUCGCGGAGUGCCUUGCAAGUGAGUUCCUUCCUAUUUUCAUCGAUAAUUUCAUUUUUUUGAAGAGUUCUUUCCUAUCCUCCUUCAAACCACCCUCUGGACGAAAUUCAAGUUGA
Messenger RNA from Caenorhabditis auriculariae, 5496 nucleotides. The record is from the annotation of a GenBank genome assembly. NCBI's taxonomy places the organism in Eukaryota, Metazoa, Nematoda, Chromadorea, Rhabditida, Rhabditidae.